Messenger RNA from Coffea eugenioides, 954 nucleotides. RefSeq lists its product as uncharacterized. Gene Ontology annotation, molecular function: proton transmembrane transporter activity. The transcript has 4 exons. Gene Ontology annotation, biological process: proton motive force-driven ATP synthesis. Bases 215 to 583 code for a protein of 122 amino acids. The record is from RefSeq and is a predicted model, not a curated record. Lineage: Eukaryota; Viridiplantae; Streptophyta; Magnoliopsida; Gentianales; Rubiaceae.
UCGUCACACGGUAGCAGUCCUUCGCAAAACAAAGCCACAGCUGCCGCUGAGGCCACACAAUCCACGCCGCCUCCCCCCCCUUCUUCUUUCUUAACUCUCUCUUUUCUCCUUUGCAGCCAGAAACUUGGUUGGGUAGUGAUAAUUGGACGUUCUUAUGCUUUUCCGGAGAGCAGUCUGGUGGCGUUUCUAAUUUCAUGAUUUAAUUUUGGACUAGAUGGCAGCAAGAUUGAAGCAAUUGCAGUCCAAGGCAAGCCAAGCUACACAAUUUGUGUCCAAGCACGGUUGUGCUUACUACAAGCAGUUGGUGGAAGAGAACAAGCAGUACAUUCAGCAACCACCUACUGUGGAGAAGUGCAAUGAGUUGUCCAAGCAACUGUUCUACACUCGUCUUGCCAGUAUCCCUAGUCGCUAUGAAUCUUUCUGGAAGGAAGUUGAUUACGUCAAGCAUUUGUGGAAGAACAGGCACGAGUUGAAGGUUGAGGAUGCUGGCAUCGCUGCUUUGUUUGGCAUUGAAUGCUUUGCGUGGUUUUGUGCUGGUGAGAUUGUGGGAAGGGGUUUUACAUUCACUGGCUACUAUGUUUGAAAACCAGCAGAGGGGUAUAACAUUAAUCCAGGAAGCUGACUCUAUGAUCCCUUUGUCAUAAUUAAGUUUGAAUUGAGCCACCAUCGUUUUACAUGCAAGAUUUUUGUUUCCUGCAAAAAGUUUUGAAGCUGAGAAAUCAGUGGUCAAAUUUAUUGCCGCAAUAAUCUGUGAAUUUGAUACUUUAGUUCCUUCUCCAGUUUGAAUGGAUAGAGUAGUGAAAUUUGUAAUAGAGUUUUUGGUUGGAAGGUACUCCUACUCGUCAUCGUGAUGGAUGUUGUUUUGACCAAAAACUACUGCUGCUCAGUUAUCAAUUAGGCAUGCACGGUGCCAAGGUCAUAUGAUUUGCGCAGUGUCUGGCAAAUAUGCACAUA